CAUGGCGUCUUGAAGCGCUGUGAAAUAUUUCGAUCCUUGUACAGGAUUUCAUCCCUCGUCGAUGCCAAGGCUGCAAACAUGCACAGGAGUUUGGAUGAGGUUUGGAAAAGCCACAGUGCCACCUGCUAGCAGUCAACACCGGUAACCAUGACGUCAACAUUGUCAUCACAGCGAUUCUGCCUUCGUUGGAACAACCAUCAGUCAAAUUUAUUAUCUGUGUUCGAUCAGUUACUCCAUGAUGAGUCUUUUGUGGAUGUCACACUUGCAGUGGAAGGUCGUUUCCUCCGUGCCCACAAGAUGGUUCUGUCAGCAUGCAGCCCAUAUUUUCAAGCUCUGUUUGUGGGUCAUCCUGACAAGCAUCCAAUUGUUAUCCUGAAAGAUGUACCAUACUGCGACAUGAGGAGUUUAUUGGACUUUAUGUAUCGGGGAGAAGUAAGUGUGGAUCAGGACAGGUUAACUGCAUUCCUCAAAGUUGCCGAGUCUCUGAGGAUAAAAGGACUGACAGAGGUAAAUGAGGAAAAGUGUGACCUUCCAUCAAUAACGUCUUCCCUCCUGUCAUCUGUUCCGCCACCUGUUGUCACUACACACACACCUCCUCCACCCCACCUUCAUAGGAUUCAUCCCACAUCAUCCCCUCAUAAACGUACCAUCCCAAUGCCUUCCGCCCCAUCUGCCACCUCCAGUAAUCCAUUAUUAGGUUCAGCGCUAACUGCACCUAAAAGGAAACGUGGGAGACCACGGAAACUGUCCGGGAGUAGUGGUGGAGCUCCUUCGGCACCUGGCCUAACAGAAGGCGCUACAUCUUCCUCUGGCUCAAAUAGUAGGCACCAGCCUGCAAUAGAUGGUAGUGGGGAUGUUGAAAACUCACCAAGACUGUCAUCUGCAGAUUCGUUAGUGGCACAAGGAUCACCUGAAUUGUUAGAGGUGAAGAUGGGCAUGGAGUUCCAGCAGUCAUCAGCUGCAAAUUCAGGUGCAUCCAGGAGACCAUCAAAUGGAGAAAAUGGACCAGGUCCUGGACCAAAUGCAUCAUCUGCAGAGGAAAGGAAAACACCAAACAAGGAAUCAGCACCAGCGUCACAUUCAAAACAAGUGAAAGAAGAGCCAGAGCCCACGCCUGGACCGUCCUCUCAAGACCCAGGUCAAGCCUUUGUCCGGCCAAGUAACAUGAAUGACCCUGAACAGUAUGCUCUUGUUAAACCUGAAGAAGAUGUGACAAAUGAUGUGGAUUAUGAAUCGUCACUUCCAGAUGAUGAAAAUGAACUGAUAACCUUAUCACCAUCUUCAAGUACAGCUGAAGUUAGGAACAUUGAGGAGUUAAAUGCAAUAAACUUAGAAGGAGAUGCUGAUGAUGGUGAUUUUAGCAAUGAUGUGAGAGAUCAGGACUUAAGUGAUGAUGUUAACAAAACGACAGAUGUUUCUGUCUUACCAGACAGUGAUUUGCAAGCUGUACUCACCUCUGAAAUGAACAAUGUGUUCUCUAUGUCUGAAUCCACCAGGCAACUUUUGUCAUUGGCUGAGGACUGCAGUGACCUUGUUAUACCUACUGAAGACUUUUCGCAAUCAGGGUUUGACACCAACAUGCCAAUUACUGGUUUUGGCAUGUUUGAUCGAGAUGAUGUGCAUGAUGGUUCAGCACGCAGAUUCUGUGUUCGGGAGGCAGAUAACGUUUUUAGGUGUAAAGUGUGCAAUAAGACUUAUACACACAUUAGUAAUUUUUGUAGACAUUAUCUUACGACUCACCGAAGAAGCAAGCAAGUGUUCACUUGUCCACUGUGCAACAAGGAAUUCACUAGGAGAGAUAACAUGAUGACGCAUAUUAAAGGAGUACACAGAGUCUGAACUUGGUCCAUCUGAAAGAAGCUACAUGUUCAGUACUUCAUUUCAGUGUCUUUCUGUAUAAAUAAGCACAGACAAUCUUUAUUGAGAGUAUGUGUUCCAUAUUUUGUGUAUGUGUUAGCUAGAUAUUUUUUUUUCAGCUUUGGUGUUUCAUUUCACUGUUCUUAAAAUGAUUUUUAUUGCUUUAAAAUAUCUGUCAUUACACUUUAUUAAAUGUGAUAUAUCUUUUGUUUUAAUCUCUGAAGCUUCCUCAUUUGCUACAGCAGGAAAAUGGGAUGUGGUUGUCUUGUAAGGAGUAGAUGAUUUUAUAUGUCUAAUUUCUAAUGUUUGAAGUGAAAUUUAACUCAUAUUAUAUGGUACCCAUAUGUAUUUUUGUCAGUUUUGAGCAUGUAUUUGAUUUGUACUUAAAUUUAUGUGAAGUACUCAACAUUCAAAAUAGAUAGUAACAGACAAAAAUUUAAUUUUAAUUUCAGCUCUUGUGCUGAUAGUUUACUUUAAUGGUUGAUUCUCUGGAUGUGUGUGACAAUGAUUGUUAGCCUGAGGUAGGGAUGAGUAAACUAUGGCACACCCAUUUUCACUCCUUCUCCUGGAGCUAAUAUGAAAGCUUGGCCUAUGAUAUUUACUUAUCCAUUUCUUUAAAAUAAAAAUGUUGCCAGGCUAAACUGUAGAAUUCAGUUGGUAAUUCAGCAUGAAUGGAAUCACUUACAGUUGAAUGCGAUUGGAUUGGAGAAGUUAAAGAUUUUGAAUAGCGAAGCAGCAAGUAGUGUUCUAGUGUGAAUAAACAAGCAGAACCUUUUUGAUACCCAUGUUACUGUACGUUGCUGUGCCUUAUGACAUUGUUGCACUCCACAUGCAGUUGAAAUUAAUUUUUCAGUUACCAGAAGUCUGCAGUUGCCAGUGUUGGAGACAGAAUGGAAAGGGAUAUGCUGUUAUUGUGAUGCCUCUGUUUAGGGUCAAAGUGAGAGAUAUGUAGUGCUUGGUGGUGUCAGUUGAAUGCCUUUUUUCAGUGAUGUAAGUGGUUCAGUAUCAGUAUCUGUUGAACAUGAUAAAACUGAUUGAGUUGGCCCAAGUAGUAAUACUUUUGACUGGGGUUCAGGAAGUGCCUGGUUCAGAUCUUGGUUGGGACCCAUCUAAACUGUCCUGUUUCUCAUGGUGCUCCAUAUUGCCUUCUGUUAGAUGCUAGGAUAAUACCUCAAAUUAGGCCAUGAUUUGUUUCUGUAUUCACAUAUCAUCCUACCAUGUGGUGCCAUGUAGUGUGAACUACUGACAGUGUCAUUGAAUAAAAUAAAUAAAAUCUUUUUGGGCUAUCAGCCAUGUCAUUUGUUUAAAAAUUUUCAGGGACCAUCUCUGUACCCAUCAUCAGGGUCUGACAUGACAAGAUUCAGACCGUCCUCUCUCUAUGCUAGCACAUGACCUCUGAUUGGAAUUGACUAAAAGUCAGAGGAGUGCUAGUAGGCAGAGUCAUAAGUUUGUGUGCCCUGGUCCUGUCUCCAGAUAGGCUCAUCUGAGUACUGCUUUAUCGUGUUAGUCGCUGGGUACCAGGACCAACUCAGAUUGCAACUUCUGUCCUUGUUGAAGUUUUGGGGAUGGGGACUGAUCUCAAUUUGCCUGUUUAGUAUGUCACUGCUUAAUGAAGGAGUUCAUUGAGAUCAGGCUCCACCCCCAGAAACUUCAACAAGGAUGGAGGUUUCAGUCUCAGUUGGUCCUUGUGACUAAUAUGAUAAAGCAGUAUUGAGAGGAACCAAUCCGGAAACAUGACCAGGACAAACAAACGUGUGACUUCACCGACUAGUACCGCAUUGGCACACACUUUCAGUUCCAGUCACAAAGGGGGGGGGGCUGGUUGUUGUGUGGGUGGGACAGUCUAAUGAUGGGAACAAAUAUAGUCCGUGUAACAGUAAAUUUUAACCAGCUGAUACAGCUGAUAACCCAAGAAAAUGUUUUCUUUAGUCACUAUGAAAGCUUCAUAUCUAAUAAAUACACAAUUUGAAAGGAUGAAAUAGUGUAAAUAUUCUGUUCUUAAUAUGUGUGAAUGGCUGUACUUGUAUGUGUGGGUGCAAGAAAGCUACAAAAUUUACAGAAAGUGAGUGCAGAAUGUUUAACAGUGAGAAGCACAAUAUUUCUUCGUAGGUAUAAGAUCUACCACUGUGUGCCUAAUUUAGUGACAUUGUCUCCAUAUUUGAGGUGACACUUUACUUCAAGACAUUGUGCCAGUUAAUCUUUGGGUGCAUGAACAAGAAAAGCCAAAGGUUUGCUAAUGAGAUCUAAAAGUUUGUGAUGAUGGUACAUUAAUACAAAUACAAAAUAAAGUGUUGCUGUUGAAUUGGAAUAAAAUGAUGUGGUUUUUACAUUACAGAAUAAAGUGUGAAACACACCCUGAAAAAGAUGUGAAGUACUGUUUGCAAAACUUGCCACAAUCAAGACAUAUGUUUUCUCAUUGUAUUUUUCACCAGGAAGAACCCAGAAAAACAUUUGAAUUAUGAGUAACAUAAUGAAUACAUUUGUGAAACCUGUGAAUUUCAUACAAGCCAGAGGUUUCAACUGCAGAAAGUUGAUGUCCCUGUUACAUUGUUUGUUUGCUGAACAUACUAACGUACCAUACCACUCUGGUGUUUGAUAGCUGAGCUUAGAGAAAUCCUCAGAAAAGCGCAGGACCCAAGAGAAGAAAUAUUGACAUUCCCGCAGAUUGAAAGAUGACAAUUGGAAAACUGGUGUGGCCUUCUUAAUUGGUAUUUUGGAACAUCAGAAUAACUGGAUCUUCUUUUUUUAAAGGAAAACAACUCCUUACACAUGAGUUACAUACAGCUGUACAGAGUUUCAAAACAGAAGAAAGUAAAUUUACACAUUUUUCUAUUCUGGGAAGAACACAUGAAUUAUAAUGCAGCUUAUAAAUGCAGUAACAUUCUUCAAAAACUACAUGAAGAAUUCUGGAGAUUACUCAAAGAUUUCUUGAAAGUGGGACUUGAAAUUCAGUUGUUGAUGUGUCCAUUCUCCUUUUGAUGUUGGAAAGGCUCAAGGUAAUCUUCAGGUGAAACUGGGUAAUGAUGUGGAAGCGGGGUUGAAUACCUUCACCGUGACCCUGCGAGUCGUAGGAGGCGAUGAAAAGGGAAGUCUCAAUUCUGAGACAUUAAAAUAUGGUCGCAAGUCCCAAGGGACUCGGACCCGAGUAAUAUCACUAUAUCUUCUUAUAUAACAUUGUGUCGGACUGCGUAGAAAACAUGUCACUGUCCAUAUUGUUGUAGGCUUUGCCUAGCAAUGGCUGUUUACUAGCUUUGCCUAGCAACAGCUGUUUAUUUGCCAUUGCUAAACAAUGAUACUUGCAUUGUCAGUGUAACGUUUGCUUGAAUGUGGGCAGUCCCCACAUCACCCCCCCCGCGGAGAUGGUUGCUCAGCUGUUGAAGCGAGCAGGGAAACAUAUAUUGCAUCCAGAGUGUGUAGUUGGUGUGAUGGGCAGUGGUGGUGUGGCAUGUGGUUCUGCAGCCGGUGCUAUGUCAGCUGUGUGAUUGAAGGUCUAGGUGGUGCAGCUGUUGGUUUCACCUCGGGUUUGAUUUUCUUGGGGUAGAAGGUGAGGGGCUAUCAGGCGUUCUUGAUGUGUUGCUGCAGCACGGCAUCCAUGGUGGAUGUGGAGGUGUCUGUGAUGAGUGCACGUGGUGUGAAUGUGUCAAGGUAUGCCAGUAGAGUGGCACGUGACAAACUCACCUUUCACUUUUCAAAGGCCUUGUGUAGCUCCAGUGUCCAAGUGGUGGCGUAGGAGCUCUUGCCUUUGGGUCUGGAGAGGACAUCUCGAAGUGGUGCCUCGUGUGCUGCCAUGUGGUUCAGAAAUUGCCUGUAGUAGUUCAGCAUGCCCAGGAAACGGCCGAGCUCACUGGCGGUUUUGGGAGGUUGGCAGGUUUGUAGAGAGUUUAUUUGUUCUCCCAGUGUUUGGGACCCCUCAGUGGAGGCUUUGUAACCGAGGAAAGUGAUUUUGGGUGCUCAGAUGAUUCAUUUUGCCGGGUUGAUGAGGAUUCCAUAUGUCCGAAGUCGGUCGAGGAGAGACUGUAGAUGCCAUUCGUGUUCCUCAAGUCACUGGGAUAUGUGCCACUGUUGAUGUUUGCUGUGGCAGUUUUUCUUGUUGGCGGUAGGAGCAGGGCUGCGUGCACUUUUGUGCCCAGGUUCCAUAGCAGCAGUGGUACCGGCAGAGGUUGGUUGUAGCAAUGUCUUGGGAUGGAGACCUGUUGCUCAAGUGGCGGUUCCUGGAGCUGGGGCAGGGAUCCUUGUAGUUGGACAGAAGGUGGGCUAGCACAGACUUGCCUUAGAAAAUGUACUUCUGAAUGUAAAUGGUGAACUUUGGAAUUUUUUGCAUUUAGCUCUUCCGUUUCACAUUUUUUGGACACUUCUGUAGAGCUUUCAUUAUAUUCUGUGUGGUUGUAUAUUGGUGAAAUAUCAUUUUUAAAAUAUGCUCAGUUCUUUUCCCUUGCAAUUAAUUGUUCAGAGAAAGCCUGCAAAAUAUUCUUCGUAUAUUGAUGUGAUUUUACUUUGUCAUAGAAAGAUAUGUAAUACCCACAAAAUUCUUGUGAAAUUUUCAGUUCAGUAUAAAUCAGCUUUCUGGGGGUAACCUCGAAACUGAUGAAUUAUGUGGAGAUUUUCAGUUAACACAGUUAGAUGAAGUGAGGUUAUGUCCAUCAUGACGCGAAACUGAAAGUCAGCAAUGCCAUUGUGAAUACAUUGAAGAGUCAGUAACUUCAUUCUUGAGAUGGAAUCUGCAGUCUGAAGGUAUGUGUCACUGACAUUUGUUGUUGACCAAAAUUUGAGAACUUUUAUGGCUUCUCGGGAAACUGAUGAAAUGAUUCUUUGGUCCCAUUUUAAAUCUUGGUGUAUAGUUUCUGAUAGUACUGAGCUUGGUUGAUAUCUUCAUUGGCAUUUGACCCAGUUUCAAGCCACCUCCUGUAGAAGCUUAGAAACAUAAUGGUUUAGCCCAACAAUGUGAAUCCAGAUAUAUAUGAUGAAACAAAUGCAACCUAAAGCAGUUGUCAAGAAGAUAUGUAGUAGCAUAUGUAGCCAAUGGGAGACUGAAUUCACAGAGGUGAAUGACUGCAAAAGCAAAGUAUGGGUAUAUAAAUUGGAGGAGUUUACAGUGAUGGAAAUGCAUAUUGUGGUCUUCUGGGUUUUGACAUUGUGUGUUGGCACCUGCCUACAUGAUGUCACAACACAAAAUGCCUGAAAGAAAAUUGUUGAUAAUUUGUGAAAAAUUUGAAGCUUAUAUUUGCCAGCACAUAGACCAGGUUAUUCUGCAUACUGGCUGGGGUAAAAAUUCUAUAAACUCUGAUUACUGGAAUUUUUCUUUGAAUUGUAUUAUUUGAAUUAUUCUUUGAUAUAAGCAGUCAUCUUUUCUGGAGCUAUAAAUUUGUGGCAUUGUGUAGUAGAAACAAAUGUCAUUAUUUCUUAAAAGAGAACCCUCCCUGGUGUCUGCAGUUGGAUGGCCGGAAAGGGGUGUGUUUACCAAGAGUUGCACCGUCCACGUCACAAUAUGAACACACAUUUUAUAGAUGUCGCCUUGGUAUUUUUCAUUAUCAUUAUUAUAGUGUAAUGUUUCAGUUGCUAGUCUUAUGACAGUUUGUAUGUCCUCCAGAACAUUCUCUAUUGAAAAUUACUCAGUUUUCUUAAAGAGAGCUUUUAAGUUGGAAUAAUAUUAAUUUACGGUAUUUUUCAAGUACUAAUUUAUUUUAGCCGUAUUUAUCUGUAUUGUGUGUUAAAAUAGAGGGAACACUGUUUUGAAGUUAAAUUUUGUACACAAGAAUUAUAAAUACAUUUCAACUAAGAUAAACAUUAGUUGUUGCAGCUUCUUUUAAUCACAAACAGUAAAGGUUUAAAAGUUCAGCUGACAUUGUUGUCAGAGGAAGCAGCUGGAAGAUUCCUAGUGCUUCAGUCUAACAUAAUUGUAAUCUUUGUGUUUUAAUAAAUGGUCAGUGUUGGAGACUACAGUGAAAUACGAGUAUUGACAUUAAAGCUGUAAACAAGAAUUUCAGGUGUUAUUUGAUUGUAUUUGAAUAAUUUGUGGUUAAUUUGGCCUUGUUCAUUGUUGUAACUCCAGUCAGUCUUUAUUUGUUCUUUGCAAGAGAACAUAAUGACAGUUUUGUAGAAAGUUCCAUAAUGUUUCACAUCUUUAUUGGUAGCUCUUAUUUACUGCUUGUAUGUAUUUUUCCUGAAAUAUAUGUUACAUGCUUGCAAAUGAAAGAGGUGAAGUCAGAAACUGUGAUGUAUAAAAUUAAAAAUACGCAAAGUGAAUAAUUUUGAGAUAAUGGUCUGGCUUUUUUUAUUUUGUUACAUGUAUAUGAAAACGUAGCUCUGCAUCCCAUCCCCUCUCACCUCCCUUGAAAUUCAUCUGUAAUUCUUUUACCCUACACAGGGACAGAAUUCAGGGCCAAAUGUUCUAAUUGUUAAUUGUUGCCUUUUCACCUCGUUAUUGGUGAAACAGCCCUGAGCC
Molecule: messenger RNA, 8299 nt
Organism: Cryptotermes secundus
Lineage: Eukaryota; Metazoa; Arthropoda; Insecta; Blattodea; Kalotermitidae
Product: protein tramtrack, alpha isoform
Exons: 5
Coding region: 148-1839 (563 amino acids)
Biological process (GO): regulation of transcription by RNA polymerase II
Cellular component (GO): nucleus
Molecular function (GO): protein binding
Source: RefSeq, a predicted model, not a curated record